AUGUCCUCCCACCCAGCCCCGCUUGACGCCAAAGUUUCCUCCAUCGUCGGCCAGAGACUCGACUCCGCGACUGAUCCCGACGAUCUCGACGAAGACGCUCUUUUCGAAGAGCUAGAGAGAGAAGAUGACUCUGCCUAUCGCGCACACCGCAUCGAGCAACUACAUCAAGAAGUGACAUCAGCGAAAGAAGCGCUCAAAAAACAGAACGAUAAUAAUAGUAGUAGCCACAACACAAGAACAAUAGACGCCUUCUACCCGACCCUCCUUGACGACCGAGCCGUUCUAGACCUAACUACAAAUACCGAUCGAUGCGUCGUACACUUCUCGCACCCUGAUUUCGGCCGAUGUGCCGUCAUGGAUGAGCAUCUCCGUCUGCUUGCGCCGAGACAUCAUGAGGUACGAUUUGCGCGCGUCGAUGUACGGAAUUGUCCAUUUGUCGUUGAGAAGCUCAAUAUCCGUGUGCUGCCAUGUGUGAUUGGGUUUGUGGAUGGGAAUAGCAAGGAGCGAAUCGUUGGGUUUGAAGGGUUGGUGUCUGUUAGAAGUAUAAAGAAGGGAGGGGCGGACACUUUUCAGACGGCAGAUCUGGAGAAGAGAUUACUUCAGGGCAGUAUUCUCGUGAGGGGGAAGCUCUUUGAGGAGGCUAGUUCGAAUCGAUAUAACGACGAUGAUGAAAGCGAAAGUGAUUCGGAGAAUGAUACAAGACGACGAAAAAAAGGAAUUCGCGAUGGAACGAGCAAUCGACGGGGCAAUGAUAAUGAUAGUGAUGAUGAUUGGGAUUGA
Molecule: messenger RNA, 780 nt
Organism: Talaromyces atroroseus
Lineage: Eukaryota; Fungi; Ascomycota; Eurotiomycetes; Eurotiales; Trichocomaceae
Exons: 1
Coding region: 1-780 (259 amino acids)
Cellular component (GO): cytoplasm
Source: RefSeq, a predicted model, not a curated record